AUGGAAUCUAACAUAGUUGUAUACGAUUUAACAGUGUCAAAGAUAUGGUGUACUAUGUGUGCUAACAAAAUCAAAUCAAGUUUUGAAGGUCAACCAGGUAUGGAUUUAUAAUAAUGAAUAUUAGGAAUCUAAUAUGUGUAAGUAAAUGUUAUGGCUGAAAGAGUGAUCAUUUCUUUUGAUUAAAACAUUAUGUAAAAGAUAUAAAUCUAAUAUGAAGCACAAUGAAUUAAAUCAAAGAGAUAUUUGAGAAAAACAACUUCUUUAUAGUAGGAUAGCCUAGAUUAAUUAAUAAUGAUUCUAAUUAACAAAGAACAUGUCAAUUCUUCUUUCCAAAUGCUGAGUAUGAUCUAGAAGAGCUUGUAGAUAUAAAAAACAAUCUUUAUAAAGAAUAUCAAGGGGGAUUGAGUGGGAUAUAAGAAUAAUCUUUUAAAUACAAUAAAUAAGUACAUUUUAGAUUACAUUUUUAUAGUCUGGAUAAUUAAUGUCAAUUAACUAUUAACCACUUUCAAUAUCAGGACAUUAAUUAAAGCAAUUUAUUGAAUCAUUUGUGAAAGAUAAGAUAAUAAAAAAUGAUGAAAAAGAAAAUUUGGAUGCAGAUUUGAGUCUAUAUAUUUAUAAUUAAUUAUUGGAAAAAUUUAGGAAAAAAGAACGACUUGUUGAAAGUGUCACUUAAAAAAAAUUAAUUUUGGCAAUAAUAUUAAGUGCUUUAUUUUUGGUAUUAUGUUCUAUUAUGCCUCAUUUUGAAUUCUAUACACCUAUUUUGACAUAUCCUAAUGAGAAAUCCAUCUUUAGUUUAUAUUUAGUUUUGAUAUUUAUUAUGACAACUUUGACUCUAGUUAAAUUUGGUACAUAAACAUAUAAAAAUGCCUAUUAAUUGUUUAUAAAAUACAAGUAUAAAUUGUCAUAAAUACUAGAAUGUUUAAUAUGGAUACAUUAUUAACUUUAGGUUCAUUAGCUGCUUAUGUUAUGAGUAUAUUUAUGUUAAUAGUAUAUACAAUUGAGAGUGAAAAUGAAUCAACAGAGAAAUAUGAUUAAUUAGAAAGAAUAAUGAAUGUUAUUCAUGAUUUAGAGUCAGCAGGAUUAAUAUUAACAGUGAUAACUAUAGGAAAAUAUUUUGAAGGUAAAGCUAAAUAAACAAUUAUGGAUAUGCAGAAUUAGAUAUUUCCAUAAGAAUAAUUAUUAAAAACUCCAAUAGUAACAAGAGUGUAAGUGAAAAACUAGGAUUAUGAUAUUGAUACAUAACAUUUAUGUGAAGUAUCUUUAUUAGAGAAAGGAGACUUAAUUAUUCUAUAAAAGAAUAUGAAAUUAUUAGUUGAUGGUGUUAUAGUAAAAGGUUCAGUCACAGUUGUAGAUUCAAUAUGUUAUGGUUGGGAUGAUAAAUUUGAAGCUACAAUUGGAAUGAGAUUAAAAUCAGGUGCAGAUAUUUUAGAUGGUUCAUGCAUAUUUUAAGUAGAGUAAGUAAUAGAGGGUUCUAUGUUAUUUUAAAUAGCAGAAUAAUUAAAUUUAGCAUAAUCUGAAAGGGAAGAUAAAACUUUUGGUAUUUCAGCAAUGUUGUAAUCUGUAUCAUAAAAAUUUGUACUUGGUGUUAUUUGUGUAGCAUUAUUAGUAUUAUUUGUUUGGAUUUUAUUAAUUGGUUUAGAUAUAGUAGAAAUUGAUGAAUAUUGUGUAUGGUGUUUUCCAUUUGAAAGAGCAAUAUCUAUACUUGUUGCAUCAUGUCCUUGUGCUUUAGGAUUAGCUGUUCCAUCUGUUGUUAUAAUAACACUUAAUUUAGCAUUGAAAUGUGGAAUAUUAGUAAAAAAGGUAUUAAUUAUUGUUUAUUAAUAAAGAAUACAAUUUUUGAAUAAAUUAGUAAAGUAAAAUGUGUAAUAUUUGAUAAGACUGGAACUUUAUUUACUAAAGUAGAUCAUAUUGAUUCAUUUACUCUAUUAUCAAAAAAUCAGACAGAAGUUUGUUCAAAGAAUUAAGAUAAAACUAUAAUGAAGGUUAAACAAUUCUAAAGAUCUUUAGUAAUUUCAGAUCCUAUUGAGACUAAAAGAGAAUAAUAAUAUUGUGAAGGUACUCUUUAAUCAAAAUUAAAAUACAAUUAAACAUUAUCUGUUCAAGAUUUAUGGGCUAUUAUAAGUAUAUUAGAGAAAGAAUUCACACAUCCAAUUGCAACAUUAUUAUUUAAAGAAUCUAUAUCUAGAUAAAUUGGAAGAUAGAGUACUUUUGUAUUAACAGAUCAACCAAAAUUAGAAAAAAAUGGUAUUAUAGGAAAUGUAACAAGAACUACUGAUAAAACUUAAUUUAAAUGUUUGAUAGGAAAUUUAAAACAUUUAGAAAAUAAUAAUGCCAUUUUAGAAGAUUAUCUAUUAAAUAAAUGUAGAUUUUUAGAAGGAAGAGGUAAAACAGUAAUUAUAAUGGCUAUUGAUAAUAUACCAGAAGUAGUUGUUUGUUUAGAUAAUAAAACUAAUUUAAGACCAGAAGCUAAAGCAGUUAUUUAAUAUUUAAGACAAAAAUUAAAGAAAUAAGUAUAUAUUUUAUCUGGAGAUUCUAAGAAAACAGUUAAUUCAGUAGGUAAGUAUUUAGGAAUUCCUUCAAUUAAUUAAUUUGCUGAAAUAGAUGCAGAAGGAAAGUAGAAGAUUUUAAAAGAACUUAGAGAAAAUAAUUAAGAAGUUAUGAUGAUAGGAGAUGGAUUAAAUGAUAUAUUAUCAUUAUAAUAAGCAUGUGUAGGAGUAGCAAUAAAUGCUAAAUCUGAAUUGAAUUUGAUGGCAUCUGAUGUUAUUAUGUUAAAUGAGAAUCUAUGGAAAGUUGCUUCAUUAUUUAAUUUAAUGAAUAUUGCACUAAAAGUUGUCUACAUUAAUUUAUUAUGGGCAUUUGCUUAUAAUAUAUUUAUGGCUCGUAAAUUAUUACAUAUAUCAAUUUAGCUAUUGCUGCAGGAGUCUUUUAUGGACAAGGAUUUACAAUAUCUCCAAUGAUAUCUUCUACUGCCAUGUCCCUAUCUUCCGUUAUUGUUGUUCUUAUUAGUAAUUGUAUGCGAUUCAUCAAAUUUGAUCCAUCUCAAUAAUCAACUCUAAGAAAAGUUUAGGAUGAAAAGAUUAGUGAAUAAUCUCAAUGUUCUUAUGAUUCCUAUAUUGAAGUGAAUAGUUCUAGUUAAUCAAAUAGAAAAACAAAUGCAGAGAAAAUUAUAACAAGUUGA
Molecule: messenger RNA, 3178 nt
Organism: Paramecium pentaurelia
Lineage: Eukaryota; Ciliophora; Oligohymenophorea; Peniculida; Parameciidae
Source: the annotation of a GenBank genome assembly